CCAAAAUUAGGGCACCAAUAAACUGACUCCCUUUUUCCUUCUUCCUCAAAAAGUCCAAUUCCAGUUGACUGACAAAACAAAGAUGGGUGGCGGAGGAGAUCAUGGUCACGGCGGAGGUGAUUUCAGGACCAAAGUAUGGACCAUGAGUGGUGGUCCCAACUGCCGGCCGGUCCACUGGAAGCGCAACACAGCCCUCGCCAUGUUUGGCAUCUUUCUUGUUUGUAUCCCCAUCGCCGUGAAAUCCGCUCAACUUGAGCAACGACCUCAUAUGCCUGUUCACCCAGUUCCAUCACAGAUAUGGUGCAAAAAUUUCGGGAAGAAAGAGUAUUAAGUGACAUUAGUUUAUGGUGCAAAAAUGUCAGGCAUAAUAUGAUUGCCUUCUCUUGAACAUCGUCAGAGUUAUGCUUUUUAUCUUUUGUUGUUGCAGAUAAAUAUGCUACUACUACUGGUUUGUGCAUUAUGUUCAUUUCAAUAAGAAAGACUUGUGCUUCCUCCA
Molecule: messenger RNA, 496 nt
Organism: Erigeron canadensis
Lineage: Eukaryota; Viridiplantae; Streptophyta; Magnoliopsida; Asterales; Asteraceae
Exons: 2
Coding region: 83-331 (82 amino acids)
Source: RefSeq, a predicted model, not a curated record